Molecule: messenger RNA, 2502 nt
Organism: Thermochaetoides thermophila DSM 1495
Lineage: Eukaryota; Fungi; Ascomycota; Sordariomycetes; Sordariales; Chaetomiaceae
Exons: 3
Coding region: 1-2502 (833 amino acids)
Molecular function (GO): protein binding
Source: RefSeq, a predicted model, not a curated record
AUGGCCCUGCAGCCCGUUCCCAGAAUGCGGCGCACGCUGCAAAACACACAACACACCUAUUCCCUUGGGCGUCGAAUUUACGAUGUGAAAACAUACCCUGUGCAGUCUCCCCAGGGCGCGACCAUCCUCAUCUACGGCCAUGAGAACGGCGCGACAGUCGUCUGGCGCGGCGGCCGUCGGCUUAAGCCCCCGAAACCCCAGACCAACGAGAAGCGCAACGGCACAAAGCCCGAAGAUGCAGUCAUGAUCAUCGACUCCGACGACGAGACCGGUCCUACCUUCGUCGACAAGCCCGAGUUUGAGGACAGCCCGUCAGUGGCCGACGGCUCCGUCGCUGAGAUCAUCCAGACCCUCGACCUAGCAUUGGGCACCGCAGUUAACCACAUUGCAGUCCUGCCGAUGCCCCCAUGCGCUGCUGAGGACGCGUCCUGGAAUGGCGCCAAUAUCCUCAAGACCAAGAUCGUCUUCGCCGUGACCUGUGCGACCAACGAUGUCUACGUCAUCACCCUACCGCUCACACCCCCGUCUCACGAGGCCAAGGCGAGGCCAGAGCUGCGCAAGUCCCUGUUGGCUGGCAAUGCGGGCAAGGGCGUUUGGGGUGAGACUCUGACGCUGCUGACGGGCCCGAGCCGUUCGUGCAAUGGUGUCGCUAUCAGCUUGGUGAAGCAUAGGUCUAGCUCGCGCAGCCGCUCCUCGGAGAGGAGCGCUGCCCAAGCUGCGCCAAUCACCCGUGUCGUUGUAGCCGCCCAUUCUAGGGAAGCUAGCGGUACCCUCCGGCUGUGGGACGUGCCCUUGGAGGCGAAGCCGGGCACCAUCAAUCGCGUCGAGCCCUUCCAGACCGAAUACCUGCCCUCUCCUCUGACCAGCAUAUCCUUCAACCCGGUUAAUCUUACUCAGCUCCUUACCGUCGCCUCUCCCCAUGCUGUCCGUAUCUACGAUUAUGCUACCGCCUCUCUCCCCUCCGACGACACCUCCGAAGGCCCCUUCCCGUCCCAGGGCUCCUGGCUCAUCUCACUCUACCCUCCCUUCGCUCGCGGCCCAGCUAUGUCGACCUCUCGGAAACCGAUCGUGGCAGCUGAGUGGAUUGCUCGAGGUCGUGCUAUCCUGACUUUGCUUGCUGAUGGCCAAUGGGGCAUUUGGGAUUUGGACGGCGCCAGCCCGACUGCCGCGGGCGGUGGCUCAAACCUCUUCAGUAAAACCAGUGCUGGGCUCCGUGGCACGGCGAUCACGGCGUUCAGUGUCACCGGACAUCUUGAGGGCACAAGCCCGCUUCGGAACCCGACUACCCAGAAGGCGUCGUCCUCGUCAUCGGGAGAGUUCGUCCCGAUGACGCCGCAUACCCGGCGCGAUGCCAUUGCCACGGCUUUCGGGGGUUCUCCGGAGAAGCUGGCGGCUGUCCGUGGCGGCAUUACAGUGGCACAGCUUCCAUCAACACUGACUAGCGGCGCAGGGGACGAAAGCGCUGUCCUCUUUCUGGGCGGUGCCGAUCCUAUUGUGUGCGUGAUCCCAGUCCUAUCCAAGUUCUGGGACUCGCAGCUGCGGCGUGCCGCUGGCGGUGGCGUCAACCUCUGGAGCGGCGCCCAACCAACACGCAUGAUCCGCCUAACAGACCUCUCGGCCGGCCUUCUCGGCGAGCGGUGCACCGGCGCCGUCGCCAUCACGAAGGCUGUUCGCGCCAACGCCAGCACAAACGGCAUUCUCAAGGAAGACGACAACUCCGGCAGCCAGGGUCUACCGAUCGAAGUCCUCCUCCAGGGUGAGAGCCGUCUUGUUAUCGUCCACGAGAACGGGGAUGCCCCGACCAGCUCCCUUACCAGCCGGCUCCUUGGCGCCCGCAAGAAGCAACGCGACGAAUUUAAGUCCGUCAACGCUAUCGUUGCCUACCCACCCCUCGAAAAACCCAGUGUCUCCUUCAACCUCAACCUCACCCAACGCCCCGAAAAACCCGGCACCCUCUUCGCUCCUCGCUCACGUCACUCCAAAUCCCUCUUCGAGCAAUCCAUCGACACGAUCCCGUCGACCGACGCAGGCGAUGAAGAGACCAUCCCGGCCACAUCGGCGCCGUCCAGCCAGCAGGGAUUCAUGUUUGCCACCGAUCUGGAGUUGGCUGCUGAUUUGCCCGACGACGAGGCGGAUGCUGAGGGACGCGAUGUCGAGCAGGAGUUGUUGGAUAUCAUGGAGAUUGAUCGCGAGCUGGAGCAGCUGGAGCAGGCCCGCGAGCGCGCCGAGCUGGGGAAGGACUGCGGAAAGAGCUCGUUAUUUGGCAAGCAGAAGGUUGCGCCAGCGGAGGUCCACUCGCCGCGGGGCGGGUCGAGGGCCCGGGAGAUGAGGGAGUUGCUGCGCUUGAAGCCGGAAGAGUUGCUAGACAGCCCGAAGAUGGAAAAAGUUAAGGAGAGGAUUACGAUCUCGCCUGCUAAGAGAAAGGCGAGCGGCGGGUUGUUGAGGGAGGUGCUGGAACGGAGCGCUAAGCGCAAUCCGGCGCUGUUCCCAGAGAAGUUUUGA